CAGGUGGCUCCGCAGCACUGCGCCACAGCACAGCUGAGGGAGGUGAGCUGAGGAGCCACGAAGGUCACUCUCUCAACUUGCCUACCAGCAUUCAGAGGUUUAAGAUGCGCACCCGGCGUUCAAAAAGCUCCCCUAAAGAAGAAACUGUAAGCCGCAGGCGUUCCUGAGUGGCGGACGGCAGCAGCGAAUGGGCGGCCCGAUACCGCGUGACGUGACGGAAAAGGGGGAGCUCGCGGCCGGUGGCGACGGUGGCGACCUGGGGAUCGACCUGGAGGGGCCUGGGCACCGUGCAGAGACCUCUAGAUCCAGCGCGAGGGACCUCCCGCCGGGAUGCCAGGGGAGCAGAUGGACCCGACUGGAAGUCAGUUGGAUUCAGAUUUCUCUCAGCAAGACACUCCUUGCCUGAUAAUUGAAGAUUCUCAGCCUGAAAGCCAGGUUCUGGAAGAAGAUGCAGGUUCUCACUUCAGUAUCCUGUCUCGACACCUUCCCAAUCUGCAGAUGCACAAAGAGAACCCCGCAUUGGAUAUUGUGUCAAAUCCAGAACAAACAGCUGCAGAAGAACCAGGAAAAAGUAAUAGCUCAUUCAAUGAACAUCUGAAAGAAAAGGAAGCUGCAGAUCCUGUGGAUUCUUCUCAUUCGGGUACAUGUGGUUCCAUCAGUCAGGUCAUAGAACAGUUACCUCAGCCAAACAGGACAAGCAGUGCUCUGGGAGUCACAGUAGAAGCUGCUUCUCUCCCAGAGGAGGAGCAGGAGGAAGAGUUGGAAGAGGAGAAAGAAGAAAUGGGAGUAGAUGCUCCUGACGCUGAUACGCGCUCUCUUGGUGCUGAAGAGUCUUCACAGUUGGGCUUUGGGGUUCUGGAGCUGUCCCAGAGUCAAGAUGUUGAAGAACACACAGUGCCAUAUGAUGCCAACCAAGAGCAUCUGCAGCUGGUGACCACCAACUCGGGUUCUACCCAGCCAUCUAAUGUGGAUGCAAAUAAUGCAAAUAAAUGUGAAGACCAGUCCAUUGAAGAUAUUGCCAUGGUAGAACAGCCCAUCAAAGACAUCCCUGUUACAGUACAGCCCAGUAAAGGCAUCCCAGUGGCAGAAGAACAAAUUCUACCAUCUGCAAGGUCAGAAGCCCUACCUUCCAGUCCUCAAGUUUCUGUUGCUGCUGUGGAAACAAAGGAACAGGUACCUGCCCGAGAGCUGCUGGAAGGGGGGCUGCAGGCUCAGACGUCAUCAGAGCCUGAGCUUUCGACCACUCAGGAAGACUUGUUUGACCAGAGCAGUAAAACAGCUUCUGACGGGUGUUCUACUCCUACAAGGGAGGAAGGUGGGUGUUCUCCGGUUUCCACACCCGCUACCACCCUGCAGCUCCUGCAGCUGUCUGGUCAGAGGCCCCUUGUUCAGGAGAGUCUUUCCACGAAUUCCUCAGAUCUUGUUGCUCCUUCCCCCGAUGCUUUCCGAUCUACCCCUUUUAUCGUUCCUAGCAGUCCCACAGAGCAAGGAGGGAGAAAAGAUGAGCCCAUGGAUAUCUCAGUGAUACCUGAAGACGGAGGGAAGCCUUUCCAGAAGCUUCAGGGUGACGAAGCAGUGGAGAUAGAAAAACCCCUUCUUCCAUCUCUGCCCGCUCUGUCGCCACAAGCCUCAACACCAGUUUCUCAGAGCACACCAGUCUUCACUCCUGGCUCGCUUCCCAUCCCGUCUCAGCCUGAGUUUUCUCAUGACAUUUUCAUUCCAUCACCAAGUCUGGAAGAACGAUCAAAUGAUGUGAAGAAAGGUGGAGAUUUGCAUAGCUCAUCUUUGACUGUUGAGUGUUCUAAGACUUCAGAGAGUGAACCAAAGAAUUUCACUGAUGACCUUGGGCUGUCCAUGACAGGGGACUCUUGCAAACUGAUGCUUUCUACAAGUGAAUGUAGUCAGUCCUCAAAGAUGGAGAGCAUGGGUUCUCCUAGGACUGAGGAAGAUGGAGAGAACACGCAGGUUGAUGAUACUGAACCCUUGUCUCCAGUCACCAAUUCUAAACUUCCUCCUGAGAGCGAUAAUACCCUGAAGAAUCCAGCACAAGAUGACCAGGUAGAAGUGAAUCAAAAUGAUGACAAAAGAAAAGGGGAUGAUACAGAGAACAGAGGUGACCAUGUUUGUGUUUUAGCUGCUGGUGGUAAAGAAAGGGAAGAAACUGUUGCUGAAGAUGUGUGCAUUGAUCUCACUUGUGAUUCUGGGAGUCAGGCAGUUCCUUCUCCAGCCACCCAGUCUGAGGCACUUUCUAGUGUUUUAGAUCAGGAGGAAGCUAUGGAAAUUAAAGAGCACCACCCAGAGGAGGGGUUUUUGGGAUCUGAGGUAGAAGAAGUCCCUGAGACUCCCUGUGGAAGUCACAGAGAGGAGCCCAAAGAAGAAACGAUGGAAAGUAUUCCGCUGCACCUUUCUCUGACUGAAACCCAAUCCCAGGCACUGUGUCUUCAGAAGGAACUCCCCAAAGAAGAAUGCCCAGAAGCUAUGGAAGUGGAGACCAGUGUGAUUAGUAUUGACUCCCCCCAAAAGCUGCCAGUACUUGACCAGGACUUAGAGCAGAAGAAUCCAGAACCCUGGGAAGAAGCUACUUCCGAAGACUCCAGCAUUGUCAUUGUUGACGUGAAGGAGCCCUCUCCUAGAGUUGAUGCUUCCUGUGAACCUUUGGAGGGAGCAGAGAAAGGUUCAGAUUCCCAGUCCUGGGAGGAUGUGGCUCCAGAGGUAGAACCAUAUGCUGAGACUAGAUUACAUUCUCCAGAGGAAAAGAGUGCAGAGUGUGAUGGAGAUGUCAAAGCAGAGACCACAGAAAAGGACUCUGCAGAUGAAGACCCUCCAGAGCCUCCUUUGCCUGCAGAUGAAGACCCUCCAGAGCCUCCUUUGCCUGCAGAUGAAGACCCUCCAGAGCCUCCUUUGCCUUCAGUGAGAGACGAACCUCCCAGACUGGACCAGGACAUGCAGGAGCCCCAGCUUCAAGAGAAAGAGAGCUCAGUGACCAUAGAUGCAAAAGUGGCUGAUGCCAAGCUGCUGGGCUCAGAGGGAGCGUGCCAGGAGCCUGAGAAGGCCCCUGCCCCUGCCUCACAGAGUUUCUGUGAAAGUUCUAGUGAAACCCCAUUUCAUUUCACUUUGCCUAAAGAAGGUGAUAUUAUCCCACCACUGACUGGCGCAACCCCACCUCUUAUUGGGCACCUAAAAUUGGAGCCCAAGAGACAUAGUACUCCUAUUGGGAUUAGUGACUAUCCAGAAAAUACCAUAGCAACCAGUGAUGUCAUGUCUGAAAGCAUGGUGGAGAUUAAUGAUCCUUUACUUGGAAAUGAAAAAGGGGAUUCUGAGUCUGCUCCAGAAACGGAUGGAAAACUGUCUCUGAAAAUGAAACUCGUUAGUCCUGAGACAGAGGCCAGUGAAGAAUCUUUGCAGUUUAGCCUGGAAAAGCCUGCAACUGCUGAGAGAAAAAAUGGAUCUACUGCCCUUGCUGAGCCUGUUGCCAGUCCUCAGAAGCCCGUGUCUCUGUUCAGCUGCAUCUGUGAAACCCGGCAAGAGAAUGAAGCUGAGAGUGAGGAUCCUUCCUCUGCACCCAUCAGGGCGAACUUGCUCCAUUUUCCAAGUGCUCAAGAAGUGGACAAAGAAACACUGGAUGGUACCCCAAAGCUCAGGCAGAAUGAACAGCCUGUGAGGCCCACUGGGCCUGUUCAGGAUGCUGCUGCUUCUGAGGACUCUGCUUCUUCUGUUUCCCAGCAGAGAGCCACACAGGGGUCAUUGAGCCCUCAUGGAGAAGUGAUGGAAACAGACCAGCUAGAGGGACUGAGUGCAAACCAGGAAAAACCUAGUACGGUCGUGAUAGAAAGGCCCACACAGAGUAACAUAGGAAUCCAGACCAUGGACCUGUGCGCCCCAGAAACUGUUUCCGCAGCUACCCAGACUGUGAAGAGUGUAUGUGAGCAGGGGACCAGUACAGUGGAGCAGAGCGCUGGGAAACGAGACGCCACUGUGCAGACUGAGAGGGGGACUGGAGAGAAACUGGCCAGUGCUCCUGUGGACGACACAGAGUCCGUCCACAGCCAGGGAGAAGAAGAAUUUGAAAUGCCCCAGCCUCCACAUGGCCAUGUCUUGCAUCGUCACAUGAGAACAAUUCGUGAAGUACGCACGCUUGUCACCCGUGUCAUUACAGAUGUUUAUUAUGUGGAUGGAACAGAAGUGGAAAGGAAAGUAACUGAGGAGACUGAAGAACCAAUUGUAGAAUGUCAGGAAUGUGAAACGGAAGUUUCCCCUUCACAGACCGGAGGCUCCUCUGGGGACCUGGGGGACAUCAGCUCCUUCUCCUCCAAAGCUUCCAGCUCUCACCACACAUCAAGUGGGACAAGCCUCUCAGCCAUGCACAGCAGUGGCAGCUCAGGGCGAGGAGCUGGGCCACUGAAAGGAAAAACCAGCGGGACAGAACCUACAGAUUUUGCCUUACCCAGUUCCCGUGGAGGCCCAGGAAAACUGAGUCCUAGAAAAGGGAUCAGUCAGUCAGGGGCGCCAGUGUGUGAGGAAGAUGGUGAUGCAGGCAUCAGACAGGGAGGAAAAGCUCCAGUCACGCCUCGUGGGCGUGGGCGAAGGGGCCGUCCGCCUUCUCGGACCACUGGAACCAGAGAAACAGUUGUGUCUGGUCCAUUGGGCAUAGAAGACAUUUCACCUAGCAUGUCACCAGAUGACAAGUCCUUCACCAGAGUUAUGCCCCGUGUGCCAGACUCUACCAGACGGACGGAAGCUGGUUCUAGUGCUUUGCGGCGGAGCGAUUCUCCAGAGAUUCCUUUUCAGGCUGCUACUGGUUCCUCUGAUGGCUUGGAUGCCUCAUCUCCAGGAAACAGCUUUGUGGGGCUCCGUGUUGUAGCCAAGUGGUCAUCCAAUGGCUACUUUUACUCUGGGAAAAUAACACGAGACGUCGGAGCUGGGAAGUAUAAGCUGCUCUUUGAUGAUGGGUAUGAAUGUGAUGUGUUGGGCAAGGACAUUCUCCUGUGUGACCCCAUACCCCUGGACACUGAAGUGACAGCCCUCUCAGAAGAUGAGUAUUUCAGUGCAGGAGUGGUGAAAGGACAUAGGAAGGAGUCUGGAGAGCUGUAUUACAGCAUUGAAAAAGAAGGCCAAAGGAAGUGGUAUAAACGAAUGGCAGUCAUCCUGUCCUUGGAGCAAGGAAACAGACUAAGAGAACAAUAUGGGCUUGGACCAUAUGAGGCUGUCACACCCCUCACGAAGGCAGCAGAUAUCAGCUUAGACAAUUUGGUGGAAGGAAAGCGGAAACGGCGCAGUAACAUCAGCUCUCCAGCCACUCCCACUGUCUCCAGCAGCAGCAGCACAACACCCACCCGUAAAACCACAGAGAGUCACCGUGCCUCCACGGGAGUUCCAUCAGGCAAAAGGAAACUUACGACUUCUGAAGAGGAACGGUCCCCUGCUAAGCGAGGCCGCAAGUCUGCCACUGUGAAACCUGGUACAGUGGGGGCAGGAGAGUUUGUGAGCCCCUGUGAGAGUGGCGACAACACAGGUGAACCUUCUGUCCUGGAAGAGCCAAGAGGGCCUUUGCCCCUCAACAAGACCUUGUUUUUGGGCUAUGCCUUUCUCCUUACAAUGGCCACAACCAGUGACAAGUUGGCCAGUCGUUCUAAACUGCUAGAUGGUCCCACAGGAAGCAGCGAAGAGGAGGAGGAAUUUUUAGAAAUUCCUCCUUUCAAUAAGCAGUAUACAGAAUGCCAGCUUCGAGCAGGAGCUGGGUAUAUCCUUGAAGACUUCAAUGAAGCCCAGUGUAACACAGCCUACCAGUGUCUCCUGAUUGCGGACCAGCACUGUCGAACCCGGAAGUAUUUCCUGUGCCUUGCCAGUGGAAUUCCUUGUGUGUCUCAUGUCUGGGUCCAUGACAGUUGUCAUGCCAACCAGCUCCAAAACUACCGUAAUUAUCUGUUGCCUGCUGGGUAUAGCCUUGAGGAGCAAAGAAUUCUGGAUUGGCAACCCCGUGAAAACCCUUUUCAGAAUCUGAAGGUUCUCUUGGUGUCAGAUCAACAACAGAACUUCCUGGAGCUCUGGUCUGAGAUCCUCAUGACUGGAGGGGCAGCCUCUGUGAAGCAGCACCACUCAAGUGCCCACAACAAAGACAUUGCUUUAGGGGUGUUUGAUGUGGUGGUGACAGACCCCUCAUGCCCAGCCUCGGUGCUCAAGUGUGCUGAAGCCUUGCAGCUGCCUGUGGUAUCACAAGAGUGGGUGAUCCAGUGCCUCAUUGUUGGGGAAAGAAUUGGAUUCAAGCAGCAUCCAAAAUAUAAACAUGAUUAUGUUUCUCACUAAAGAUAUUUGGUCUUAAUGGUUUUAUUCCCUGCUAUUGUGGAGAUUGUGUUUUAAUCAGGUUUUAAGUGUGUCUUGUGUGUAACUGUAUUCUUUGCAUGGAUCUUGUACAUAGUUUUAUUUGCUGGACUUUUAUGAUAAAAUAAAUGUUGAAUCUCUUUGGUUGUAGUAA
This is a messenger RNA of Meriones unguiculatus (Mongolian gerbil), 6472 nucleotides long. It is a transcript of the gene Tp53bp1, whose product is annotated as tumor protein p53 binding protein 1. Gene Ontology annotation, molecular function: histone binding. The coding region runs from base 331 to 6303 and encodes 1990 amino acids. The record is from RefSeq and is a predicted model, not a curated record. The transcript has 29 exons. Gene Ontology annotation, cellular component: nucleus. NCBI's taxonomy places the organism in Eukaryota, Metazoa, Chordata, Mammalia, Rodentia, Muridae. Gene Ontology annotation, biological process: positive regulation of transcription by RNA polymerase II; DNA damage checkpoint signaling.